GGAAUAUGUGGAUGACACUGUCAGAUUUGCAAAGAUUGUAUUAGUACAUUCAUUAAGAUUUGUGGGUUGGUACUUCCAAACAGAGUUUGUACAGAGAGAAAAUUCUGAAUAUGGCUUGAUUUACUCUUGAUCUUGGCAGUGUUUCUAAUGAGUGUCCCAUGGACUCUAUCAAGUUCAGGGGGUUCUACUCUAGCACUGAGGAGCAGAACCCUGAGCAGCAACCUGGUAUCAGUGGGAACGUUUCUUCAUCAUUCUCUUUAAAAGAGCAACAGAAAAUGAGCGAUUAUUCUGGACUUGCAAAUAACCACAGCCAGAUGAUUGCUGAAGAGUCAGAGAUUCAGACAAAGCCUGAACACUCUCAUGAGGUUCUUCAGGAAGAUAUUGAAAUGAGCAGUGGAUCCAGUGGAAAUGACUUCAGUGGAAAUGACACAAAUGAAAACUACUCGAGUGGGCAUGAUUCUCAUGGCCAUGAAUCUGAUGAAAAUGGGAAAGAUUCAGCGAUGCUUAUGGAAUCUUCAGACUGUCAUAAAAGUUCAAGCUCAAAUGCAUUUAGUCUGAUGAUUGCAAACUCUGAACACAAUCAGUCUAGCAGUGGAUGCAGUAGUGAGCAGUCCACUAAAGCAAAAACACAAAAGGAAUUGCUGAAAACAUUACAAGAGCUGAAAGCUCACCUGCCUUCUGAAAAGAGAAUUAAAGGCAAAUCUAGUGUCCUAACAACAUUGAAAUAUGCCCUAAAAAGCAUUAAACAAGUUAAAGCCAAUGAGGAGUAUUACCAAUUGUUGAUGAUUAAUGAAUCCCAGCCUGCUGGACUCAAUGUGUCAUCUUACACGGUAGAAGAAGUUGAGACUAUAACCUCAGAAUACAUCAUGAAAAAUGCGGUAGGCAACGAUGAAGUUGCGACAAGAAGUCCAAGGGCAAUCAAAAGAGACUUUGAGGCCUUGGGAUGA
This is a messenger RNA of Eurypyga helias (sunbittern), 947 nucleotides long. Its product is annotated as period circadian protein homolog 2-like. The coding region runs from base 159 to 947 and encodes 262 amino acids. Gene Ontology annotation, cellular component: nucleus; cytoplasm. The record is from RefSeq and is a predicted model, not a curated record. Gene Ontology annotation, molecular function: transcription cis-regulatory region binding; transcription corepressor binding. Gene Ontology annotation, biological process: negative regulation of transcription by RNA polymerase II; circadian regulation of gene expression; entrainment of circadian clock by photoperiod. Lineage: Eukaryota; Metazoa; Chordata; Aves; Eurypygiformes; Eurypygidae. The transcript has 6 exons.